Molecule: messenger RNA, 1939 nt
Organism: Oryza sativa Japonica Group (Japanese rice)
Lineage: Eukaryota; Viridiplantae; Streptophyta; Magnoliopsida; Poales; Poaceae
Cellular component (GO): mitochondrial small ribosomal subunit
Molecular function (GO): structural constituent of ribosome
Source: RefSeq, a predicted model, not a curated record
CCUCGCCUCGCCUAAACCCCCCCGCCGCCGAAAUGCUCCUCCGCUCCCUCCUCCGCCGCGCCGCCGUCGCCGCCACCGCCACGGCGGCCGGCGGCGGCGUUGGUGUGGGCGCCCGCGCCACGACGGGCCGAGCCGAUCCGCCCGCGGCGCUGGCGUCCCUCCUCGUCGCGUCCAGGUCGUACGCGAAGGCCAAGGGCGGGGGGAAGCCGGCGGGGGCCACGUCGAACCGCGGCAAGGUCCGCGCCAAGGACCCCCGCGGCGUGGCGUCCGAGGAGGGCGCGGCGGGGGAGUUCGAGGGCGGCGGCGGCGGAGCGGGAGGCGGCGACGACCUUGAUGUGGAGUUCGAGCUGCCCACUGACCCGCUGCCCCCGACCUACGACACCGCGCUCGACGUCGGGCCCGGCGGCCGCCCACUCUUCGCCUUCACCGACACCUUCGCGUCCUUCUCCCGCCGCGAUGCCAACGCCUACGUCGAUUUCACCUUGGAUGAAUGGAAAGCUAUGUUACCAGAGGGAUUGCCAGCCGGCAUGAUGAAGGAGUUUCAGGAGACAAGACGGUGUGCUGUGAUGGUGAGAGAGAGCUUCCUAGACCUACGGGAUAACUUCCGAAGAAUUGUUGAUCCAGCUAUUGCUGCCAAACGAAAAGAUGCCAAAAGACAAAUUGUAUUAGAUGGUCCCCGGAGCUGCGGUAAAAGCAUUGCACUUGCAAUGCUUGUCCACUGGGCACGUACUGAAGGAUGGCUAGUAUUUUAUGUUCCACAAGGGAAGGAUUGGUCACAUGGAGGAUUCUUCUAUAGAAACACCUACAAUGAUCUCUUUGAUACUCCAAUACAGGCUGCAAAGAUCUUACAGGAUUUCUUGAAGUACAAUGAAAACCGCUUGCAGCAGUUACCAUGUCAAAUAUUUGAGCCUAUUCCCUUGGGGGAAGGUGCUGGUGUUGGAAUGAUGAAGGGGGCUGACACAGUGGAAAUGCCUGAAGGUUCGACACUGUAUGAUCUCAUUCAAACUGGGAUAACACAUUCGCAUGCUUCAGUUGGUGUUGUAGUUCGUUUAAGGAAGGAAUUGUCACUUGUGAAAGAUGUUCCCGUAUUAUUUGCAAUUGAUCAGUAUAAUAGUUGGUUUACAUUCAGUGAGUUCCAGGAACCGGUGACUGUUAGAUCAUGUCGGCCAAUUCAUGCAAAAGAGCUUACAAUGGUCAAUGUUUAUAGGCCAAUGCUACACAAUGAUAUGAUGGUAGGAGCAUUUUCACAUUCAACUGCAGUUGGAAAAUUACGACAGGACCUCCCAGAUGUUCCAUCAGAUGCUCGUGUGAUGUUUCCACGGUACACUGUAAAUGAAGCUGAGACUGUCUGCCACUAUUAUAUGAGGCAAAAGAUCAUCAAGCGCGAAAAUUUUUCAGAAGAGAAGUGGAAAAAGAUUUAUUAUUUGUCAAAUGGAAAUGGCUCAGAGAUGAGAUGGCUUGCUGCCUUUAUCUGAGUUCUGAGUUUCUCAUACCCGGAUUGCUUCUGCCAAAGAAAAAAAACCAAUUGAGUUCAAGCAGGCUGUGCAGGUUUUAAACUGAAGCCAUCCAUUGUUGUAUACUUGCAGUACACAUCUUGUAAAACUCGUAGGAGCAAGGUGCUACCUAAUGACGGUUCUAUGAUUUUUUUAUUUCUACCCCAGUAAUUUGAAGUGCGAGCAAUUUUGGCAGCAGCAUAAAAAUUUCACCCAUGUGCCUGACGACGACGUUGAUGUGUACUGAGUAGGAAUGUAGUAGGAUUCACUCAACAAGCCAGAACUCAAGUUUGUGACGCAGUUCUGCCCAUUUAUAUUUGAUGAAUUUUGAGGUGCGUUGCUUAGUGACGCAGGAUACAAUAAGAACUGGCUGCUCUUAACUUUCUUUCUGGUACAGCUUCCAUUUACUCUUUUUUUUUUAUCAAAUACUGUUGCUGUUUGCGAUC